AUGGGUGAAUCUGAAGGCGCAACUAGUCCGUUUAACGACAACAAUGUUGCAAUGGACUCUGAAGAGCAGCAUCAACAAUAUCUUGAUAAUAAUUCUCAAAUAACGACACCUAUAAAUACAACCGUGAUACCAAUGGAUACACUUCCACAGGACAGUAAUCCAAGAACCGUGUCAUAUGGCAGUGGUGCCAGUGGAGAACAAUCUCAAGGAGGACAGAAUCCCCAAUAUCCCAGCAUUUCACAUACUAGUGGUUUCUAUUCUGACGGAGACAGCGCAUUCAGUGCGUUGCCGACGCCAAAUUUGAAUGUUGAUGGUUCAUUUCCAAGAAGCCCGCCACCUCCACCACUGAAUCAAGGAGCAGGUGGGAUACUUCUGAUACCAGAAAACACGUCCCGAAAACCAUCUAUCAGGUUUAACGUGCCUCCUCCGAGCCCCCCAGCACCAGUGUUGAUCAAUACACCAAGCACUACUGCUGCAUUUCAUGAGUAUCACAAUUCGCAGCCCAAGUCACCAUUUGCUGAUCCCAGCAACCACAUUAUCUUUGAAUCCGAUAAUGCGUUGAAAGAAUUCGAAGACGACGAAGAGCACGCGUAUCAGAUAGAUGGUGAGACGGAUGCAGACAACACCAUGAAACGUCACAGAUGGGGUACUACGAGAAACAAGAAAGGUAGACCAAAGAAAGAAAAUGUAAAUAGAUCCAAAACAUUAAGAAGACUUUUCCAUCCUCAUUCUGCGAACAGCCGCAAUAAUAGUGAUGACAGUUUCCAAAAUCUUGAUGAUGACAACGAUCUGGGAUCGGACAACGACGAAGGUUCAACUAAAGUGCAUGAAGUGAUCGAUCCAAGAGAUAAGAAACAUGAAAAGAGAACUGUAGUUUUUAACAGGGUAUUGCCUGAAACAUUUCUAGAUCCUGAAACCGGGAAACCGUUAACCAAUUACCCAAGAAACAAGAUAACAACAACGAAGUAUACACCAUUAAACUUUAUUCCCAAGAAUGUGACAUUCCAAUUCCUUCAUAACGUGGCAAACUUUUACUUUCUUGGAAUGAUUAUUUUAGGGGCAUUUCCCAUUUUUGGUGUGCCUUCUCCUGUUUUGGCAGCAGUUCCACUUAUCGUUAUUCUCAUCAUCACGGCCUUCAAGGACGCGAUAGAAGACUCUCGACGGACUGUGUCAGAUAUGGAAGUAAAUAACCAGAUCACACAUAUUUUGCAACAGAAUGAGGCUAACCCGCAAACAGAAUACAAGUACCAAAAUAAUAAUAUUGACGAUGAGCAUGUAUCUCUUUGGAGAAGAUUCAAAAAGUGGAACACCAGGGUGCUAUUCAAAACUAUAGACAAAUCAAGAGAGAAUUUUACCCUGAGAGGUAGAGCACUUAAAAAAAGAAGGAAGAUGAACCAAGAAGUUGAGGAUAACCAAGGAGAUAUAAGAAAGUCAUUUGAAUCAGACAUUGGUGAUAUUGGAUCCCCUAGAGCAUCCAUGGAAUCUUCCAAUCCAUUCACAGAUAUACCUCGGAAGUCACUUGAUGUCCUGAAGUCACUUGAUGCCAAAGUUUCCAUGGAUAUGGGAAGAAAAUCAAGAACAUACAGUAGAAAAUCUGGCACCUAUGGAAGAAAAUCAAACCACUUGGCUCGUUCUAAUAAGCUCUUACAAUUUGCUCGUAAGUAUUGGAAGGAUAUCCGUGUUGGUGAUGUUGUCAGAGUUUAUAAUAACGAAGAAAUUCCAGCUGAUUUGGUUAUUUUAGCCACUUCAGAUGAUGAUAGAUGUUGCUAUGUCGAGACCAAAAAUUUGGAUGGUGAAACUAACUUGAAAGUCAAGCAAGCCCUUAAAUAUGGUUUCAAGGACCAUAUUAUACGGCGUGCGGAUGAUUUAGCUCCCAACGAGUUUGAAAUUGAAUCGGAAGGUCCACAUCCAAACUUGUAUCUAUACGAAGGGAACUUACUGUACUCGGAUACCAUAACAGGAGAUAUAAAGCAAGAAUCCAUUACAAUCAACAAUUUGCUUUUACGUGGUUGUUCUUUGAGAAAUACCAAGUGGGUCAUUGGAGUAACUGUUUUCACCGGUAGUGAUACUAAAAUUAUGUUGAACGCAGGCAUAACCCCAACUAAACAAUCCAGAAUAUCUCGUGAAUUGAACUAUUAUGUUUUCUUAAACUUCAUAUUACUUUUCAUUUUGUGUUUUGCUUCCGGGUUGGUUAAUGGGCUAUAUUAUCGACAAAAGAACGUUUCUCGUGACUUUUUUGAAUUUGGAACAAUUGCAGGAUCUCCAUUCAAAAAUGGGUUAGUUGAUUUCUUUGUUGCAUUGAUUUUAUAUCAAUCAUUGGUUCCAAUUUCCCUUUACAUCACCAUCGAAAUCAUCAAAACUGCUCAAGCGUUUUUUAUUUAUUCUGACAUCAACAUGUACUACGAAAGGUUGGAUUUCCCCUGUGUUCCCAAGUCGUGGUCAAUUUCGGAUGACUUGGGUCAAAUUGAAUAUGUAUUCAGUGAUAAGACGGGGACUUUGACUCAAAAUCUAAUGGAAUUCAAGAAAUGUACUAUUAAUGGUAUAAGCUAUGGUAGAGCUUAUACCGAAGCACUCGCUGGUAUGCGGAAGAGAAUGGGAAUCGAUGUGGAACACGAGGCUCUUGUAGAGAGAGCAGCAAUAGCAGAAGAUAGGAUUAAAAUGAUUGAGGGUUUGAAAUCACUAUCUUCAAAUGGAUCAUUGGAAUAUGAAGAAGAAGUGACAUUUAUUUCAAGUGAAUUUGUUGACGAUUUAAAGGGAGCGAGAGGUGAGUACCAAAAGCAUUGUGCCGAACACUUCAUGCUUUGCUUAGCUCUUUGUCAUUCUGUUUUGGCUGAAGAAAAUCCAAAAGAUGCAUCCAAAUUAGUUUUAAAGGCCCAGUCACCGGACGAAGCUGCCUUAGUUGGAACGGCCAGAUCAAUUGGGUUUGAAUUCCAAGGCCAGACAAAGUCUGGUGUUAUUCUUAAUAUCCAGGGAACUAAAAAGGUUUACCAAGUUCUUAAUAUUAUUGAAUUCAACUCCACCCGUAAGAGAAUGAGUGCUAUCAUAAAGAUUCCUGGAGAUACUCCAGAUGCUAAGUCUAAAGCACUUUUGAUUUGUAAGGGAGCUGAUUCAAUUAUUUAUGGAAGAUUAUCGAAACUGAAGAAUGAUUCUAAACUUUUGGAAGAAACAUCAAAUCAAUUAGCUGAAUAUGCCACAGAAGGGUUAAGAACUUUAUGCAUUGCUCAAAGAGAAUUGACUUGGGAACAAUACACUGAAUGGAACAAAAAGCAUUUAGAAGCUGCUUCAUCUUUGAAUGACCGUGAAAGUCAAAUGGAAGCCGUGGCCGAUUCAAUUGAACGAGAUUUAAUCCUUUUAGGUGGUACUGCCAUUGAAGAUAGAUUACAAGAUGGAGUACCUGAGUCAAUUGCUAUUUUGGCUCAAGCAGGUAUUAAGUUGUGGGUUUUAACUGGUGACAAGGUGGAAACUGCUAUAAACAUUGGUUUCUCAUGUAAUCUUUUGGGAAAUGAUAUGGACUUGUUGCUUAUUAAGAACACAAUGACGAAGGAAGAGAAAGCAAAGGCACAUAUUGAUCCUAAUGCAUCAUUAUCAGAAGCUGAACUAGUUGACCAAGUCAUUACUAGGUAUCUCGAGUACAAUUUCCAGAUGACAGGCUCGUAUGAGGAAUUAGAAAAGGCAAGGGGGGACCAUACACCACCAAAUGAUGGUUUUGGUAUCGUCAUUGAUGGUGACGCAUUAAAGAUCGCUCUUUCUAAUAAGCAAACUGAACGUAAGUUCUUACUACUUUGCAAACAAUGUAAAGCUGUUUUAUGUUGUCGUGUUUCACCUGCUCAAAAAGCAGCUGUGGUCAAAUUAGUUAAGAACACGUUGGAUGUUAUGACUCUUGCUAUUGGAGAUGGGUCCAAUGAUGUUGCCAUGAUCCAAGCUGCUGAUGUCGGUGUUGGUAUUGCUGGUGAAGAAGGUCGUCAAGCAGUAAUGUCAUCUGAUUAUGCCAUUGGUCAAUUCCGGUUUUUGGUUAAGUUAUUACUUGCUCAUGGAAGGUGGUCUUAUAAGAGAUUCAGUGAGAUGAUUCCAUCCUUUUUCUUUAAGAAUGUGAUUUUUUCAGUGGCGUUAUUCUGGUACGGAGUCUAUUCCGACUUUGAUGGUACCUAUUUGUUCGAGUUCACAUAUUUGAUGUUCUAUAACUUGGCCUUCACCUCAUUGCCGGUGAUCUUCUUGGGUGUAUUCGACCAGGAUGUCAGUGGGAAAGUCUCUAUGUUGGUUCCUCAAUUAUACAUUACAGGAAUAAUGCGGAGUGAAUUCACUGACACCAAAUUCUGGAUAUACAUGGUUGAUGCGGUGUACCAAUCGGUGAUAUCGUUCUUUUUCCCUUACUUGAUGUACUACGUUUCAUUUGCAUCGAAAGAUGGCCAACCAUUUGAUCACCGAUUCUGGAUGGGUAUCUCCGUGACAUCUAUUGCAUGUAUUUCAUGUAAUGGUUAUAUCUUGCUUCACCAAUACCGGUGGGAUUAUCUUUCAGCACUCAUUGUCUUUCUUUCUAUUUUGAUCAUCUACAUCUGGACCGGGUUAUGGACUUCUGUUACCUAUUCUGGUGAGUUUUAUAAAGCAGCAGCAGAAACAUUUGGCGAACUUAGUUAUUGGGCUGUCACCUGUGUUGGAGUUGUUGCUUGCUUACUCCCAAGAUUCUUCUACGAUGUUACCCAAAAGAUGCUCUUUCCCAAAGACAUAGAUAUCAUCCGUGAAUGUGUCAAGAGAGGAGAUUUCGAUGCUUAUCCCGAAUCAUACGAUCCGACAGAUCCAAAUAAGGUGAAGAUCAGCGAGUAUACUAGCAAUGUAACUAAGAGACUUCUGGCAGGAACUCAUCAAAGACAAAGCAGUAUAGAAAGCCGUUUUCCUGAUUUGGAAGAACAAAUGGUAUACGUUCCUGGUUCUUCAUCUACCUUUGUACAAUCUUCUACAUCAAGUCCUUAUAAAUCUGCCGAACCGGGUUCAACUGACGAAAGCGAUGCCACUGUCCCAGCUGUCAAUGAAGAAACAAAAAUUCCACCGAUUGCUUCCCAAAGCAAUAAUAGAAAGCUGGUCAUUGAUCUUUUCAAGAGAAAACAAAAAGCCACUAGUUCCUUCAGUGAUUACAGCAGUUACGAUAACGGUUCAUUGAUUAACGAUUACAGCUUUGAUCAAAACCGUCAAUCCGACCUUGCUACAGAAGAAAUUGCUCUUGAAGACUUCGAUAACAACCGUCGUAUGAGCCGGAGAAUUUCAAGCGAUGCAAGUCGUCAAGCUAAUAACCGUCAGUCAUGA
Lizanozyma spartinae is the source of this 5298-nucleotide messenger RNA. RefSeq names its product aminophospholipid-translocating P4-type ATPase (gene DNF1). Gene Ontology annotation, biological process: phospholipid translocation. The transcript has 2 exons. Bases 1 to 5298 code for a protein of 1765 amino acids. The record is from RefSeq and is a predicted model, not a curated record. Gene Ontology annotation, molecular function: ATPase-coupled intramembrane lipid carrier activity; ATP hydrolysis activity; magnesium ion binding. NCBI's taxonomy places the organism in Eukaryota, Fungi, Ascomycota, Pichiomycetes, Serinales, Debaryomycetaceae. Gene Ontology annotation, cellular component: plasma membrane.